Limanda limanda (common dab) is the source of this 2391-nucleotide messenger RNA. RefSeq names its product carcinoembryonic antigen-related cell adhesion molecule 5-like. The transcript has 11 exons. Bases 1 to 2391 code for a protein of 796 amino acids. Gene Ontology annotation, molecular function: transmembrane signaling receptor activity. Gene Ontology annotation, biological process: cell surface receptor signaling pathway. NCBI's taxonomy places the organism in Eukaryota, Metazoa, Chordata, Actinopteri, Pleuronectiformes, Pleuronectidae. The record is from RefSeq and is a predicted model, not a curated record.
AUGUUCUGUUUGUACGGGGGGGGGGUAGAUGCUGAGCUGACCUUUGAACCCAACUCAACCGCUCUAUAUUCUGGGGAGCACGUUAAUCUCACGUGUCACAUGAGAGAAUCAAAUGUCAGUGAGUGGUUUUAUGAGUUCAAGUGGAACGACAAACCACUGGUUCCCAUCUCCUCCACUAACGUGCUCAGGAUUCCAGAGCUAACGCCCGACAGGAACAGGGAUUAUCAGUGCAUCGCUCACCACAACAGCUCAGAAGAGAACAAACGGAGCAACAGGGCCACUCUCUCUGUGUCAGCACACAGACCCAGAGCCACAGUGAGAGCAUCCAGGACGUCCAUCCCAGUGGGCGGCUCUUUGACUCUGACCUGUUCUGUGGAGGAGUCUGCGGGUUGGAGCUACGACUGGUUCACACGUUCCCCAGACGCUGAGGAAACCGCCAUCGCAACAAAUCCUGUGCAAAACUCUCUGAGCAUCUCACAGGGAGGCAGCUACUGGUGCAGGGGAAGAAGGACUCACUCAGAUUUCUUCUCAGAGAAGAGUCACGUGCAUCACAUCGACAGAACCUUGUCAAACAGAAGCUUUGUCGUGCUGCAACACAACCUGACUCAGAUAUUCAGCGGUGAGACGAUCUCUGUCAGGUGUGAGAUCCAGGGAGGAGGAGACACCCAGUGGGAAUAUGAAUGGAGGACAACAAGCUCCCACCAACCAGUCACUGGUCCAGACACAGCUCCCACACACAGUGAAUACAGGCUGGGCACUGCCUCUGUUUUCCACAGUGGAGAGUACUGGUGUAAGGCCAGAGCGGACUGGUAUUCCUCAACAGAGUGGAGUGAGGCCUUCCAGCUGAGAGUAACACCCGAUAAACCCAGGCCCAGGCUGACUGCCGAUAGCACAACCAUCACAGGAAAGGGACGCGUAGCACUGAGCUGCUCUGUGGAGAACGCAGCUGAGUGGAGAUACGACUGGUUCAGAAGAACCUCAGCCUCCUCUGCAGCUCAGAUCCUAAGAUAUAACGAAACAGAUGAUGGAAUCAGCAUCUCAGAGGAAGGCAUCUACAGCUGCAGAGGACGGAGAGGAGACACAACCUUCCUCACAGAGGACAGCAACCGAGUCACAAUAGAGAACAGAGUUUCCCACAAGGCGUCUGUGGCCCUGCAGCCUGACUGGUCUCUGGUCUUCAGCGGUGAGACGAUCACUGUCCGGUGUGAGGUCCCUGCAGAUGUACCAGCUGAGUGGGAGUAUGAAUGGACCAAACCCAACUCAACUACGGUUCCAACACACAAUGAAUACAGGAUUGUCAAUGCGUCCUCGUCCGACAGUGGAAGCUACAGGUGUUUGGCUAAAGACAAGAAGAACUUGAAUUCCACGACCGAGUGGAGCGAUGACAUCACAUUAACAGUUUCUGAAAGACCAGCGGCUAACCUGAGUGCUGACCACAGCGCCUUUCCAGUAGCGGGCAGUGUGCUCCUGACCUGCUCCGUGGGCCCAGCAUCACCUGGAUGGAAGUAUUAUUGGUACAGAGGUGAGAAAACCUCUGAGCCCCUGACGGAUGAGGAUUUCAAGUCAAAUGGACAAAGUGCUCGUGCCUCACGUGAAGGACUGUACUGGUGCAGAGGAGGAAGAGGAGAUCCAGUUCACUACACCCAGUACAGUAACUCAGUCAGGAUUCAUGGAAUCGUCCACAACAGAGCUGCUGCGACUCUUCAACCCAACUGGCCGAACACAUACAGAGGAGAAGCCGUCACCCUGAGGUGUGAGAUCCAGGGAGGAGACUCUGAGUGGGAGUAUGAAUGGACAGCAACCAGCUCACAUGCACCUCCCAACACAAAGGAGUUCAGGAUCAGUCUGGGGUCAGAUCUGAGCGGCAGCUACUGGUGUCAGGGCCGACUGAAAGGUGCACGGCAGAACUCCACAGGAUGGAGUGUUCCCCUCACAUUGUCUAACGCGGCUGCACCACGACCUGUCGUCACUGUGUCUCCGUCAUGGCUGACUCCUGGAGCCUCCGUGACUCUCACCUGUGGGGGGGGUCCACGUCCCACUGCAGGGUGGAGGUUCUACUGGUACAGACCAAUUCCUUCCGACUUCAGUUAUGAGCUGCUCCCAGGAAGCGACGGAGGAACUGAACAAAACUCCUUCGUCAUCCAAGGCCUGACGGAGUCAGCAGGUUAUGCAUGUCGAGCUGGAAGAGGAGACCCCGUGUUUUACACUGAGUACAGUGAGACAAAGUGGGUGUGGUCUGUAGAUUCCAAUUCGUCAGUGUCUCUCAAAGUGAGUCCGGACUCAGUGCAGCACCACUAUCGUGACCAAGUCGGUCUGACCUGCAAGGGAAACUCUGAUAAGUGGAGAUUGUGGAGGUUUAAUAGACACGAACAACGCAGUCAACAUCACUAG